Striga hermonthica is the source of this 1476-nucleotide messenger RNA. Lineage: Eukaryota; Viridiplantae; Streptophyta; Magnoliopsida; Lamiales; Orobanchaceae. The record is from the annotation of a GenBank genome assembly.
AUGGAAUUCCCAGAACCAACUUGCAGUCGACGUUCCACGAUGCUUGGACGUGGACCAGGCCAAGGACCUCCUCUGGGUUUCUCUGGCCCUUCACAGACGCCGGUCACUCCUACACCCAUCCUUCAAGGUGUGGGAGCGUCUACGGCGAUUCUGGGGGAGAGGCUAGCUCCAGUCGUGCCCAGGAGGCUCGCGCAGCAACUGCGGCGGCGAUGCCACUGCCGCCGCCCCAAAACCAGUGGUGGCGCAACCAGGAAGAGUGACGGCACAAGGAGGAGUGGUGGCACAUGGAAGAGCGCCACCGCAAGCCAGCCAAAGAAGGAGAAUAGCCCACAAAGGGGGAGGUCGCCGAGAAGGAGUUCGCCCAAAAGGAGUGGGCCGAAAAGAACAUCGCCCAGGAGGGAGGGUCGAGUUUUGAAGUGGGAGAGAAGGGAUGAUAGGUGGCAGGGGAGGCCUUUGUCGUUUCAGAGACGGAGGUACCAUAAUUUUACACCUUUGAGAAAAGAUUUGACAGAAGUGCUCGAGGUGAUGGAGCAGAAGAUGUUGAGCGAGGAUGUGACAUGGCUGAAGACGAGGUUUACAAGCCUGAUUCGACCCAGAUCAGAUAGCUACUGCCGUUUUCAUCGAGAUUACUUCCAUACCACAGAGAACUGUAGGUAUUUGAAAGAUGAGAUCGAGAGGUUGAUUCGAGCGGAGCAUUUGAAAGAAUUUAUGUAUCAUGAUAGGGCAAAGGGCAAAGGAAGGAGAAGAUGCCGGGAGGAUUCGGAAGAAAGGAGUGAUAGAGAUGAGGAGGGAGAUGAUAGAAAUGGUCGAGAUGGUCGAGGGAAGAAGCCGAGGAGAGAUGGAGAUAAGAGGGGACACGAAGGCGAAGCCCCUAUGAAGAGAGGGACGAUUUAUAUGAUUUCAGGAGGGCCGACGGAUGGCGACUCGAAUAACGCCAGGAAGGAGCAUGCUCGAGCUGUGAAGAGGAAGAGAGAGGAGGUGGGGAUUACGGCUUGCAUGUCGGUGAUAUGCUUUAAAGUGGAGGAUGCUGACGGAGUGGUCUUACCACACAAUGACGCUUUGGCGAUUACCACGGAGGUGGCGGGCUUUGAUGUGAAGAGGGUGUUUAUUGAUAUCGGGAGUUCGAUGGACGUGAUGUUUUAUGAUUGUUUUGUGCAGAUUAACAAGGAGCUGAAUAUGGAGCUAAAGCCGAUGGCCACGGCCUUGUACAGAUUCAAUGGAGGCAAAGUAAUGCCGAUGGGUGAGAUUAGUCUUCCAGUUGCAUUAGGAUCGGGAGUGACGGGGAAGGUGUGGAUGGUGAGAUUCGUGGUGGUGGGAGCUGAGUCAUCUUAUAAUAUCAUUAUGGAGAGGACGAGCUUGAACGCGUUCCAGGCGGUCGUAUCCACGUACCACAUGACGAUCAAGUAUCCUGUGGGCGAAAACAUUGGUGAGAUUGCCGGAGAUCAACUUACCUCGAGAAGCUGCUACCAGAUGACA